CUCGUGUAUCCCCGGUGAACACAUGGUCCCCGAGAACCUUUCGGGCUUCUAGAUGGCCUGGUUAUCGGCGACCUGGAUAUCACCUCAUGCCCCCCCCUGCGUCGGUUCGGCAGCGAUUGUAACGGUUGAUAGUUAGCGAAAUGCAGCGGAGAUGUUGUUCCUCCUCCUCGCCACAUGCAGGAGCCGCCCUUGGCCAUCGAUCGGGUGUCAUUCAACAGGGGAAAGCUGCAGCUCAACCGCCACAUGGCCAGGGGUGGGGUAUCGAGAGCGAAUUGAAACCACAGAGGAAACGGCGUGGCUCGACAAUCUCUGCAUGGCUGUGGCGGCAACAAAACCGGACGAGCGGCCGACUCGAGCGAGCCGAGGCAUCGGCCUUCACCGGGCGCUCUCAUUAUCUUUCAAUAAUGGUUGCGGACGUCGUGCAACAGUUCAUCGGCGAGCAAUUCGGGGCGUACAUGCUUGUGGAACCGGAUGUUGAAAGGAAAGAGGCUCUACUGAGACAUCAUGCCACAAGUAGCUGCGUUCGGGAUUGGAUGGGCUCGAGAUGGGCAAGCAAGGGCCACCUCACAUUUUGGUUCCGACCCGUUGAGGCGGACGAUGAAGAGGAGAUCCUUGCCUUUCGGCGGACGGAGAAAUAUGCUUCUUCUGGUUCCAGGUUCAGCUGCUCGAACCGGAAUCCACAGUUGGCGCUCCCCGAAACUUCAACGGUGCUGAGUAUGAGGGACCCGCAAAGCGGCAAGAACUCAGCUGGCGAGCCCGCAAUGUCUUACUUACCAACCAUACUAACACGACAAAAAAUCAAUAGAUGGAGACGUCGAUCUAUCCAGGUCCCAAUUCUGGCCCGGACGAAACCCGUCGGCAGUCCAACUGCCCCGCCUCCGGGGAGUAACUGCAACCCCUUCAGCAGAUCUCCUGAACGCCUGCCGAGGCAAACGGGAAUCACCGACCACAAUCAUGAAUGUAGGACCGCUGGCCGCUACCACCAGGCAGUAUUCGAUUUAGGGUGCGCCGAAUCUGUGACCGAGAAGCUGUGGGCGACCAUCGGACUCUGCCCGGGACCAUCCCCCGCCGAUCCAACCGACCGUGCAGUAGUCUGCCGCAACGCUUCGCUACCAAGCCCGCACGGUCAACACUCCACGAGACAGCUGGAGACACAUUAAUGGAGGCACAGAAAUGGAAGACGGGCGGCGGUGGCUGUGUGACCCUUCGACAAUCUUCCACAGCCCCCCCUGUCCAGCAGCCGGGAUUACAAGACACACACACAUUUUCAGAUCGCCUCUCCUUUUUGUUCCUUGCGCGAGCGCAGCAGCAGCGGCCGGGAAUAAACUGCGGAAUACUACGUCAAAAGAAAUGGGACGGGGUGUCACGUUUUCUCGCGUGGUUAGAGAC
Molecule: messenger RNA, 1389 nt
Organism: Chaetomium fimeti
Lineage: Eukaryota; Fungi; Ascomycota; Sordariomycetes; Sordariales; Chaetomiaceae
Exons: 3
Coding region: 141-1160 (339 amino acids)
Source: RefSeq, a predicted model, not a curated record